CCUUCCUCCAGUCCACAAGGUGGCGGUAACGUACCCGGAAGCUAUUCACCCACCGCCAUUCUCCAAGAUGGCGCUACGCAUAGUUAGCUUUUCUGCGUUACGAGUCGGACCUGAUUUCUGGGUCAAUAAUGGCCGGACCUUUGUUACAACAGCGUUCCUUAGGAGACGAGUUCCUCCUCUGGGGCCCAUGCCAAACGAGGAGAUUGACGUAGCUAACCUGGAGUCACUAGAGAAAUAUCGCAGCUACAACCGAUACUUCAGACAAGCCGAGGAGGCCAAGAACAAACCCGUGUGGUGGAAGACCUACAGGAGCCACGUGGAGAAAGCUGACCCUGAGCAUGGUGCUGAGCGGGUGGACAUCGGACUUCCCUACCGUCAGACCUGCAGGAUCAAGGAGGUGAGGGCGAGGAAGCAGGUGAUGAAGGACAACAAGAGGAGCGUGGAGUUGGAGCGGGCCUCUCGCCUCCGUACCUUGAGGAUCUCUCUGGAUGGAGUGGAGGAAACCUGGAGGAAGACCACCGCGCCGUUUCAUCUGAAGAAGCUGGCCGACCACUACGGCGUCUUCAGAGACCUCUUCCCCAUGGCCUAUUUUCUCCCUCAGGUCACGCUCCACAUCAGCUACAGUCAGGAGAACCGUGACCAGGUGCAUCAUGGCAAUCGGUUGACACCUACUGAGGCAGCAUCUGUCCCCCAGAUCAGCUUUGCUGCUGAGGAAGGCUCCCUGUGGACCCUCCUCCUCACCUGUCCAGAUGAGCAUCUGGUGGACAGCGAAGCCGAGUACGUCCACUGGCUUGUGGGGAACAUACCAGGUGGAGCAGUGCAGGAUGGAGAGGAGCUGUGCCACUACCUGCCCCCCUUCCCCCCCAGAGGAACAGGCUUCCACCGCUACGUCUUCGUCCUCUUCAAGCAGGACGCACGCAUCAGCUUCCAGGAAGACAUCAGGCCGUCGCCAUGCUCUUCCCUGGUGGACCGAACUUUUAAGACCGUUGAUUUCUACAGGAAGCACCAGGACAGCAUGACGCCCGCAGGCCUGGCUUUCUUCCAGAGCCAGUGGGACCAGUCUGUCACCAGCACCUUCCACCACACGCUCAACAUGAAGGAGCCGGUGUUCGAGUUCAUCAGACCCCCGGUGUACCACCCUCCACAAGUCAAAUUCCCACACGGGAAGCCUCUGCGCUACCUGGACCGAUACAGAGAUGGGAAAGAACACACCUAUGGAAAAUACUGAUCAUGUGACUCACACCUGGGAGAAUCCAACCAUUUAACCCUGUAAUUGAUUCUUUGGGGGAGUAUUUAUGUUGUCAUGCCAAUAAAAACAUUUUUUUUCCAAA
This is a messenger RNA of Nothobranchius furzeri (turquoise killifish), 1331 nucleotides long. It is a transcript of the gene mrpl38, whose product is annotated as mitochondrial ribosomal protein L38. Gene Ontology annotation, cellular component: mitochondrial large ribosomal subunit. Lineage: Eukaryota; Metazoa; Chordata; Actinopteri; Cyprinodontiformes; Nothobranchiidae. The record is from RefSeq and is a predicted model, not a curated record.